Molecule: messenger RNA, 1161 nt
Organism: Gadus macrocephalus (Pacific cod)
Lineage: Eukaryota; Metazoa; Chordata; Actinopteri; Gadiformes; Gadidae
Gene: tmem254
Product: transmembrane protein 254
Exons: 4
Coding region: 85-456 (123 amino acids)
Source: RefSeq, a predicted model, not a curated record
CCGCACUAUAUAGUGCACAGCCUCUGCAGUCCCACUCUGCAGCUGCACGAACAUAUUUGACCGAAGUACGCAAGAAGAGCAGCCAUGGCCAAAAGUGAUGGGUGCGAUUAUUUCAAAAGAACAAGCCUGUUUUGGAUUGUAACGGUGACACUUUCGAUGGGAUUCUUCACUGUUAUUGUUUUGGCACCAGAAAAGAUUCCCUUUGAGCACCUUGGUCCGUUCGGCACCUUCUGUUCAUAUCUAGUGGAAAAUCUGAGUGGGCUCAUGUUUAAAAUGUGGCUUGCUUCUUGGGCUAUCCAUGUGUUUGAGGCUUGCAUCGCGUUGAGGAUGUGUAGCCAGAAAGGCAUCACCGAUGGCGGCUCCCGCUUCCUGUGGUUCAUCCAGACCUUCCUGUUUGGCUUCGCCUCCCUGGGCAUCCUCGUCAAGUACGACCCUGAGCGGCCUAAGCAGCAUUGACUCAUCUCCCAAGAGCCCCCGACACCGGAGAGAUUAAGUCUCUCUGUCUCUCUCUCUGACUGACUUUGUAUCUGCUGAGGCUCCUUACCAAAGAGAGAUGGGAUAAGGGUUAACAUAGAGGAUGUGUAGCGAAAGCAUCAAGUAUUGUCUUUCAAGCCGCCUUUUAAAACAUUCCUAACUUAUUUUCAAAACUGGAUUAACAAAUAUAGAAAUCUUUUUAUCAUAAUGGGAAAAUAUAGUUUUGGCUAACUUUUGAAUGUAGAGAAUGCUGUAUGAAUAAACGCUAUGAAGUAAUACUUAAACCUACCUGUAGCAAGUCUUAAGAACAACCAGUUAAUCACGGAUAACGGCCAUGUUCACAAAUUGUUUACAUAAAGAGAAGGGUAGAACGCUUUUGGAGUCCCUUUAGUCGGAAUGCGUGUCCCCGAAUGAUCAGAUCUCAGAUUGAGAUAUUAUAGAUGAGGUGGUAUAUCCAACACCAGGGGCGACUCACAGGUAGCUGACCAUGGUGAAACACACCAGACACCAGAUGCUGUGAUAAUGACACCUCUUGCCGCGUGCGACAAAUGUCUGCCAGACACUAUACCGUUUGCCUUUCCAGAUUGAGGUACUUAAUAUUUUCACUGAAGCCUUUCUAAACCCUACUGUGGUUGAUUUUUUUAUUGUGUUGCAAUGUUUGGAAAAUAAACUGAUUUAAGAACAGAA